Molecule: messenger RNA, 1197 nt
Organism: Coprinopsis cinerea okayama7#130
Lineage: Eukaryota; Fungi; Basidiomycota; Agaricomycetes; Agaricales; Psathyrellaceae
Product: DnaJ protein
Exons: 4
Coding region: 1-1197 (398 amino acids)
Biological process (GO): translational initiation
Cellular component (GO): cytosol
Molecular function (GO): protein-folding chaperone binding
Source: RefSeq, a predicted model, not a curated record
AUGGGUGUAGACUAUUACAAACUACUAGGUGUUGGCAGGGAUGCUUCGGAGGAGGAGAUCAAGAAGGCGUAUAAGAAGAUGGCCUUGAAAUGGCAUCCCGACAGGAAUAAAAAUUCUGAAGAGGCAACCAAGAAAUUCAAAGAGAUCUCAGAAGCCUUCGAAGUCCUCAGCGAUAAGCAAAAACGGACAAUAUACGACCAGUUUGGCGAGGAGGGCUUGAAGGGCGGACGGGGGCCGUCGCCUGGCGCAGGUGGGCCGGGAAGCGGAGGUUUCUCUGGGUUCAGCGGGUUCCCCGGAGGUGGAGGCACGACGUUCACAUUCACCUCUAGCGGACCAGGGGGCGGAUUCAGCAGCUUCAACCCCUCAGAUCCCAACAAAAUCUUCGCCGACAUCUUCGGAAGCACAGGUCUCUUCGGUAUGGGUGGUAUGGGCGGAAUGGGUGGAAUGGGCGGAAUGGGCGGGAGCAGACCAGGCAGCGGACGCCGCAGCACCAACGUCUACGACUCGGACGACGACAUGGACGGGCCCACCUUCUCCUUCGGCGGCAUGCCCGGCGGGAUCCCCCGCCGCCCAGGCCCAACCCGCACCUCCUCAGACUUUGGCCGCACCCACCAACAACAACCCGACAAACCCCCCGAAAUCACCAAACCACUCAAAGUCUCAUUAAAAGACCUCUACAACGGGACGACGAAGCAUUUGAAAGUCGGCCGUAAACUGUUGAACGGCACGACGGAGGAAAAGGUGUUGGCGAUUGAGAUCCAUCCUGGGUGGAAGAGUGGGACCAAGAUCAGGUUCCCCAAGGCGGGGAAUGAGGUGCCACCGACGGGUGAGGCGCAGGAUUUGGUGUUUGUGGUGGAGGAGAAACCCGAUGAUGUGUUUACGAGGGAAGGCGACGACCUCGUUGCCAAGGUCAAACUACCGCUCGUGGAGGCGCUCACUGGACCUCCGAGCACCGUGACGAAACACACCAAGACGCUCGAUAUGCUGGACGGGAGGAAGCUGCAGGUGGCGGUUCCGAUGGGCGUUGUGAAGCCCAACCAGAGAAGUGUGGUGACGGGUGAGGGUAUGCCUGUGCGCAAAGACGGCCAGGUGCGGAGAAAGGGCGAUUUGAUCGUGCAGUGGGACGUAGAGUUCCCUGAUCGGUUAACGCCGUCGCAGAAGGAGGGCAUACGCAGGAUUCUGACUGGCUCGUCGUAA